This is a messenger RNA of Mercenaria mercenaria, 8448 nucleotides long. RefSeq lists its product as uncharacterized. The transcript has 30 exons. Gene Ontology annotation, cellular component: myosin complex. NCBI's taxonomy places the organism in Eukaryota, Metazoa, Mollusca, Bivalvia, Venerida, Veneridae. Gene Ontology annotation, molecular function: ATP binding; cytoskeletal motor activity. The record is from RefSeq and is a predicted model, not a curated record. Bases 407 to 7429 code for a protein of 2340 amino acids.
CAGUAUUUCUUAAUUCGCAUAAUCAUAAUAGCUUAAGACAAAACAAGUAGUGAAUAACUUUUGAACAACAGUUUUGGCACGUUUCAUCAAAAAUUAACUUAUUUAGACAAAAUUUAACAAAAGGAAAACGGAACUUAAAAGGCUUAUAACUUCAUCUAACGUAUCUUAAUAAAUACAGUUGGAUCAUAAAAAGAACAAACAAGAGACAAAAAUCGUUCGCACAAACAUUUUCAGGGAAUGAUCAAGGAUUGUUUUAUACAUGGAGUUGUUAAAAUGGAUUUAUUUGGAUGUUAUAGAUAAUAAGUGAUUUUUUAUUUAUUUUUUUAUAUUCAGCACGGCAGUGACAUUAAAGCCUGAGAAAAGGGGCAAUUGCAGCCAACGUCAGGGCUAGGCAUCUAAGAUAUUGAUGGCCGCCGGGACAACACAACCGGAUGAUUUGAGUACCCUAGAAGUUCUUGAUGAAAACACAAUUGUACACGCCCUUCGGGGCCGCUUCAUGCAAGAAAAAUUUUAUACCUACAUAGGGGAUAUACUUGUAGCUGUUAACCCAUGUAAGCCAUUACAGAUCUACAACACCAAAUAUCACAAUGACUACAAACAGUUGUUGGUGCGGAACUCCAGACCGCCUCAUCUCUUCUGGGCUGCUGACAAUGCGUUCAGAGAACUCAGAGAGUCGGGGAAGAACCAGGUCAUCAUGGUGUCUGGAGAGUCGGGUGCUGGAAAAACAGAAAGCACCAAAUAUAUGAUAAGACAUCUAAUGCACAUCAGUCCGAGCGAUGACGCCAAGCUGCUUGAUAAAAUAGUGCAGGUGAACCCGCUUCUGGAAGCCUUCGGUAACGCAGCAACAGUCAUGAACGGUAACUCUAGCAGAUUCGGCAAAUUCAUAGAGUUGUCUUACACCGAGAACGAUGUUCUUAUUGGAGCUAAAAUAGACGACUACAUUCUCGAAAAAUCUCGCGUUGUCCACCGCAGUCCGGGAGAGAAGAACUUUCACGUGUUUUAUGCUUUGUUUGCUGGAAUGUCACGUGAAAGGCUACUUUAUUACUUCUUGGAAGACCCCGAAUGUCACAGAAUAAUGCGGGACGCAGACCCUCGCCUUGGCGUAUUCCGGGAUCCGGAAGAAUUUCAGUUUUACAAAAGCAUGUUUUACAACCUGACAGAAAUAAUGACUGAAGUCGGGUUCUCAGAUGAGCAUAUUACCCUAAUAUUUUUGAUAUUGGCGGCCAUAUUGCACCUUGCAAACAUUGUGUUUGUGCCAUGUGAGGACACUGAUGGUGUAAGCGUAGUCGACGAGUAUCCUUUGCACGCGGUUGCUAAGUUACUUGGUGUAGAUGACGAGGUCCAGCUUACAGAGGCGCUCAUUUCAACUGUCAAUCAUAUAAAAGGAGAGAGAAUACAAUCGUGGAAGAACAUGCGGGAAGCCAAUGAUUGCCGAGACGCCUUGGCCAAAGAUUUAUACUCGAGACUGUUUGGUUGGAUCGUUGGACAAGUAAACAGAAAUUUGUGGAGCUGUGAGAACCGCGGUUCUUCACGUGGGCCGUCCAUUGGUCUGUUGGAUAUGUCAGGCUUUGAGAACUUCCCUUGCAAUGGGUUUGAUCAAUUCCUCAUCAAUGCAACCAACGAGAAAUUGCAGAUGUACUUCAUGGACUAUAUAUUUCCACGAGAACAACGGGAUUAUGAGCUUGAGGGGAUUGCAUGGACAGACAUACAUUACCAUAGCAACGAAGAUGUUCUGGACUUGCUUUUCCAGAAACCACAUGGCAUAAUGCCCCUCCUUGAUGAAGAGUCCCGUUUCCCGCAAUCCAGUGAUUAUACUCUGGUACACAAACUCAAGAAUUAUUGCUCAACAAAUAAACGCUUCAUACCGCAGAUGGGGGAUAAAGUUUCUUUCGGAAUCAAGCACUAUGCAGAAGAUGUUUCAUACGACGCUAACGGAUUUCUGGAGCGCAAUCGCGACAAUCUGAACCAGGAUCUGGUCUCCUGCUUGUUGAACAGCAACAACGAGUUUAUACGGGAUCUGUUCUCAGCUUCCAUGUCGGCAACAGGAUCUAUAGCGGAUUUUGCCCGGCAAUGCACCAGCAGACCAAAACUUCCGACAGAAUGGCCAUCAUCUUUAGACCUAAAGAAACAACUGAAAGAAUCUGUAUCGAGAAAGGCGUCUUUGCGCAUAAAGACGAAUAGGCCCAGGAACCUAUCCGGUGACACAUUAGAUAGCAUAUCAAGCGCAAGGUCAUCCCCGACAGUAACUGCCCAUUUCAAGCGGUCACUGACUGACCUCGUGGAAAAGCUGAAUUUGGCUCAGCCCUUGUUUGUGAGAUGUGUGAAACCAAAUCAUCAUCUGUCGGCGAGUAAGUUUGAUUCGGAACUUAUUCGUCGGCAGUUGUCGUGUAAUGGAUUAAUGGAAUUAGCCCAACUCCGACGAGAUGGGUACCCAGUGAGGAUAUUAUUCGAAGAUUUCGUAAACAGAUACGGCCUGCUUCUUGAAGACUCGUUUUACGCUGGAGAUUAUGAGAAAACCAUCCAUAUACUAGAAAAUACAGGAAUUCAAGGAUAUCAGAUUGGCAGAACUAAGGUGUUUAUGAAAUCAUGGCAGAAGGAAGACCUUGAACAGUGUCUACGAACUAAGGUGGAAGAAAUCGAAAGGAUAAAACGUGAAAGAGAGCUUGAACGUCAACGUCAGCUGGAACUUGAGCUGGAACGUAAACGUAUUGAAGACGAGCAUAGACUUGCGUUACAGCGACAGCAGGAAGAAUUGGAAGAGUUAGAACGCCGGAGAGCUUCACGAGAUUCACUGUCGAUGACGUCAGAAGAUACGUCAUAUAUAAGUGAUGAUCAUAUCACAAGUACUCCAAGAAAGUCUGAAGAAAGUGAUAUCAACGGAUACAUCGGAACAGAUGUAUUGUUGAAAGAAAAACUUUCACAACUUCGAACAAAUGAAGAUGGAAUCCUUGAGGGCAUUGGAAGCCCCGUCAAACACGAUUCAGACAGUAAACUUCCUCGGUAUACGCCGAUGGGUCAGGACGGGUUGCCUACAAAGCGUCAACUCUCCAACACGUCGGAGGAGAGCAAAAGCACGACCACAGGCUCCUAUGAAUCAGACGUUACCAACGAGCAAUGGCGCCCGUACGAUAUUUUUCAAGUUUCGGAACGAGAAUUUGAAGAAAAUGAUGCAAUUUUCAAAGAAAUACUUAAGCUUGUGCGACUGGUCAUGUACUUUAUCAUGUUUGUUGCCAUCCUAGGGGGCGCUGUUGUUAACAAACUCUCCCUCAUGCUGCUUAUUUCCGGUGUAAACAAGGAUGAAGAAAGUCGAGGAGAACAUGUCACUACACUUCUUUUCUGUAUUUGCGGACCGAUGGCGUUUAACUGGUUUAUGUCGCUAAUGAAGACCUUGUUCGGAGGGAAAGAAUGGCCAUCAGUAAAAACCUUCCUAAUGUUACUGGUUCUCGAAUGUCUUCAAGCACUUGGGGCGUGUCUAAUCAUAUAUCGAGUUCUGCCAUCGACUGACAUGUUUCGUGGCCUUAUAGUCAGCUUUGCAGUUUGUCAGAUUCCGAGCUUACUGAAGGUCAUUGUCAGAGAACGGCGCCCAAACCCCAGUCUGAGCGAAAUUGUUGCUUUAGUAUUGAAUAUAGUGGCUUUUAUUGUACAAAUUGGCAUACUUCCUUUCUUGACUACCGGUCUGAUGAUGGAAGGCAACCAUACAAUAUUAGAGGGAGUUAACUCCACAACGUAUGAACACACGCCUGUAACUAUUGGUGGUCAUAUCGAGUGGGAACUGAUCGUCGGAUUGUUAUUAUUCUCCCUUGGUUAUUGGGAAAACUACGUUUCAGGCGACUGGACAAUCUGUGGAAAGUUUCGAAUACCAUUUAAACACUGGAGGAAGAUUUUACAAGAUUCACGAGACACUGUCAACAUUCUUGUCCUUCCGUGGAAAAUUGGCUUUAUGAUUCUCCUUUCACGUCUGCUGACAAAGAACACGGACUUCCGGUUAGCUUCGAGCGUAAAUGAGUACGACAAUACCACAGAAACAAGCCCAAUGAACAGCGUCGAGGACCAUUUCCAUUCAUAUAGCUUGAUGUAUUUGCAAAUCGGAUCUGGAAUUGUUAUAACCUACUUGUCUGGGCUUGCCUGUAAAUUGCACAUGCAACGAGUGGCAUUUUCUCUCUCCGUCACGCUUGCACCGCCGGUUACAUUAGCGUUGAUAUACCUGCAAUGUUAUUUUGAGUUUAUCCCAGCCCAUUGGCACAUGGGAGGAUGGUUCUGCCCUGGACACGAUAUAAAUGACCUGCUUAUACCAUUGGCAUGUGCUUUGGCUCUAUGGAUUUCGUACUGCAUAACUGUGUCGCACAUUUGGUUCCCACAAAGCGAAAGAAUGGCAAAACUAGAAAAGCUGUUUGUUACUCCACAUUUCGAUGGCAUUUUCCCGGAUUUCACCCUGACACUUCGACGUAGACGAAAUGACAAAGAAAUCAAACUUACUGGAUUCGAUACGUUCCGUUAUGUUGGGGAAGAAAGCUACGAGGAAGGUAUUUACAACACUAAGCCGAACGUAGUUCCGCAGAUCUACGCAUGCGCGACAAUGUGGCACGAAACUAGACAGGAAAUGACGCAACUGUUGAAGUCAAUGUUCAGACUGGACUACAAUCAUUGUGCAAGCCGUCUGGCUCAAGAAAAGUUCAAAAUCAAAGACCCCGACUACUAUGACUUUGAAAUUCAUAUCAUAUUUGACGAUGCGUUUGAACUAAAUGACGAUGUUGACAAGUUUGUACCGAACAGUUUUGUCAAGCAACUGAUGGAAUGCAUGGAAGAUGCUGCAAGAUCGGUAGUUAAAGGCCCGAUUCUUAUAUCCCCGCCUACAAAGUAUGUUACCCCAUAUGGAGGUCGACUGGUUUGGACCAUGCCGGGGCAUACCAAGAUGGUUGUCCAUGUGAAAGACAAGAACAAGAUUAGGCACAGGAAACGAUGGUCACAGUGUAUGUAUAUGUACUACCUUUUGGGGUACCGGCUCUUCGGAUCACGUGACAAUGACAAGGCAUUUACGGAGGAAACAGAGAGUCGAAUAUCAAAGGCCCGCAAUCGUAAGAAGGGCAAAUCCAAGAAAGACAACUUAUCCCGGCCGGUGAAAUCACUCUUCAACAAAAUGGACAGCGAAAAGUACGAAAAGGCUGAAAAUACAUUUAUUCUGACACUAGACGGCGAUGUUGAUUUCAAACCAGAGUCUGUGAAGCUGCUUGUAGAUCGAAUGAAGAAAAACCGGAAAGUUGGCGCUGUAUGCGGACGUAUCCAUCCAAUCGGAUCUGGUCCAAUGGUAUGGUAUCAACAGUUUGAGUACGCCGUUGGUCAUUGGCUACAAAAGGCAGCUGAACACGUGUUUGGAUGUGUCCUCUGUUGUCCCGGAUGUUUCUCGCUGUUCCGUGGCUCCGCCCUCAUGGACGACAACGUCAUGAAAAUGUAUACAACCAAACCCACAGAGGCUAGGCAUUAUAUACAGUUCGAACAAGGUGAAGAUCGAUGGCUUUGUACACUGCUUUUACAACAAGGACAUCGAAUUGAUUAUUGCGCUGGUGCUGAUGCCUUGACCUUUGCCCCUGAGACAUUCAACGAGUUCUUCAAUCAGCGUCGUAGAUGGGCUCCUUCAACUCUGGCAAAUAUGAUGGACCUUUUAUCGUCUUGGUAUGAUACGGUCCGGAUCAACGACAACAUUAGCCGACCUUACGUCCUCUACCAGUUCAUUUUGAUGGCAUCAACAAUCUUAGCUCCGUCGACAAUAAUUCUGAUGAUAACAGGCUCGUACCACUCUGUUCUUGGUCUUGGCAUAUGGGAAUCUUAUCUCCUUUCCAUUUUACCUGUUGGAGUGUACAUCACAAUAUGCAUGACGAUGAAAAGCGACCACCAAAUCACUGCCGCUGCUGUUCUUAGCGCAAUAUUUACUGUAGUGAUGAUGAUAGCAACAGUAGGCACAAUUAUCAGCAUUGUAACUGAAAAUUUCGGAAGUCCUAACGUUGUUUUCCUGACUGGUCUCGUAGGAAUAUUUACAAUAGCAGGUAUACUUCACCCUCAGGAGUUCUUCUGUCUGGUGUAUGGCCUUCUCUAUUUUCUAACGGUACCCUCCACGUUCAUUCUUCUAACCGUCUACUAUCUUUGUAACCUGAACAACGUAUCUUGGGGUACUCGGGAAACUCCGAAGAAACUCAGCAAGGAGGAAGAAGAAGAAAAAAGAAAACUAGAGGAAGAAAAGAAGAAAAAGAAAGAAAGUAGAUCUCUUCUUAACAGAAUCGGAUUGACUAAACUUAUAAAUGAUUUCAGAGAGCUAAUUCAAACAAUGGUUGGGAUAAAGGUUGAAAAGAAAGAACAGAAGACCACUGGAGUGCAGACUGAAGAAUGCAAACCUCCGACGCCAAUUCUGAAAGAUAAACCUUCACGUUUUGAAAGACAGAUUAGCAAACCAGUGACAAUCUUUGAAGACUUAACUCCAGCAGGAUGGGAACCGAACCCAGAGAGACCGUACUGGGUACACCUAGAGUAUAUGGGGAAUGGUAGCGUGGAAAAACUUGACGAAGACGAAAUUGACUUUUGGCGUUUUAUUAUCAAGAAAUAUCUACAUCCUUUAGAUGAAGACAAAAGCCAUAAGGAGAAAAUUGCCAAUGACCUGAUUCAGCUGAAAAACAAUGUUGUAUUUAUCUAUUUCAUGAUAAAUUUCCUCUGGACCAUAAUUACCCUUCAACUGCAGACAAUGGAAGACAAACUGAAGGACUUUUACAUAAUUCAGAAAUACGAACCUUUGUCGUUGAUGUUUUUAUCAGUCUUUGCGUUCUGUAUUACACUUCAAUUCGUCAGUAUGUUUAUACACCGCUGGGGAACAUUCUUGCAUCUGAUGUCGAGUACGAGAAUCGAUUGGUUCAAAAAUGUUUCCACUGAAGAGGAUUUCGUUCGCUUUGUUGUAGCUGAGGCGCAACGUUUACAACGAAUGGAACCAGCACCCGACUAUGAUGAACUUCCGCCUGACUAUGACGAUGAUGAUGAAGAAGACGAAACGGCAACCAUGACAACCAUGAGGGAAUCGGAAGCUCACUACAAUCAACUUCGUGAACCGGAACGUUUUACCGAGGAAAACCCCGAUUUGCACAUACCAGCUAGACACAGAUCUAGUAGAAAGAGCCGACAUGUAUCAAGCAAUUCAAGGCAAAAUGAUAUUCCAAUAUUACAGCAAAUUUUUGAAGACAGACUAGAUAAUAUUCAUAGAAAAUGGAAGCAAGGUUCUCUUGCCUUCCGAAAUAACCGGCCUAGUGGCCGUUUUGAAAGAAGUGACAGUCACCGCUUUUCAAGCAAAUUUAAUGACAUGAGGCAAAGAAUGUUAAAACGAAGUUUUAAGAAGAAUAGCAACGGCAGUGAUCAAGGACAAUUCAGAGGUGUUGUCGUAGAAACAUUAUGAGAUUCGUAUAUGUUUUAAACUGUACAGGUUUUAUUUUAAGAUAACAUGCCUUUUAAUUAUAAACCGUUUACUUAGUGAACCGUAAUGCCUGAUUGGUUCGAGAUAUUUAACAGACCAGAGGCAAAACAAUAUAUCGUCUUUUUUUCAUAAUAUGUGCUUUGUAAGGCAAAUUGAUCUAAUUGCUCAAUGUGAUAAUUAUUACAACUGUGUUUAAUAUUUUAGCGAGCAAGAAAUAUGGAGUAUUUAAGGAGAGCUGUAAUAUACACAAUGUGUUAUAGAACUGUUCUGUUCUAUAAAUAGAUCAAUAUGUUCUGUCUCCGUCCAGUCAAUGGAAAACUAAUUUCAAAUUAUUGACAAAAUAAAAAAAUAGUAUCAUUUUUAGAUAAAUGUCCGACAUAUCAACGCAGUAGAUAGAAUAUAGGACUCUUGUCGGGAUGUAUUAAGUUCGAAACCUCGGCGAUGCGUUUAUUUUUUCGAAGACGAUGUGACUAAGGUCAUUUUUUCUCCGUCUCUUGAUUCGUAUGGGGGGAGUUGUCAGUUACUUGCCUUGCGAUGGGAAGCUGUUAAUCAUUUUCAGGCUAAAACUGGUAAGGAUUCUUAGAACACUGGUUAAAUUAACUGAUGUAGUUAUAGUUGCGAAACACUUUUUCCUUUUUGUCGAAUUGAAAGUCACACUGAGUUUCAUGCAUGGGCAGGUACCUGGUCAGAACCACCGACCUUUUGUAAGCCAGCUAGAUGCCUGCCCCACACUUCUAAAUCCUUACCUAGGUAUCGAGCUCAAUCGGUAAAAAGCAAACGUUUUUAAUCUUUGAAUCGUUUAAAACACAUUAAUGUGCAUGUGGAUGAAAGUCGCAUUUUAUUUAACUAUGCUAUGCAAAUCUUAUUUGUUUAUAUUGUGCGAUAAGUUACAACAUGACGCUGGGAAGUCACCGCACAGCAUAAACCUUUGUGCUGUUUUGCACGUGUUAAAACAAUACAUUUUGAUUACAUAUAUACUAAUAAACAAGAUGUGAAAUCUU